Molecule: messenger RNA, 360 nt
Organism: Rhizopus microsporus ATCC 52813
Lineage: Eukaryota; Fungi; Mucoromycota; Mucoromycetes; Mucorales; Rhizopodaceae
Exons: 2
Source: RefSeq, a predicted model, not a curated record
UUGAAUCAACGUGAUCGACAGGUGCUUCAUCAAGUCAAGAAGAGAGCUUGGUAUCUUGAUAAGGGAUGUCACUGCUGCUGCUUCAAUAUUGGGCUCGAUGGUAUCGUCGGUUUGAUACCAGGUAUCGGUGACGUUAUCGGAACUGCCUUGGCCUUGCAGCUCGUUCGUACAGCUUGUCAAGCAGAUAUACCCAAUUGGCUUAUUGCCAAAAUGACUUGGAACGUCAUGCUUGAUUUUAUGAUUGGCUUGACUCCUAUUGCUGGCGAUAUAUUGGAUAUCUUGUUUAAAUGUAAUUGGCGAAAUGCAACGCUCCUUGAAGAAUACUUGAUUCUUCGAAGAAUGGAUGAGAUCCGACUUGAA